AGUGUAAAUUGAAAUAGUGUUAUUUUUAUCUAAAUAAUUGAUUGUAACCUUUAAAAUUAAAUUUAUAAAUAUAACGACAAUUAUUUUAAUCAAAUCAGUAGAGGUUACCUGAGAAAGAUGCAAUCAAACAGUGGAAACAAUGUAACAUUCAAUGAUAAUAAUUCAGCUUGUCAGGCUAAAGAUUCUGACACAGGUAUUGCUUGCGAGGAAACGACAAGCUUGGAGAUACUUAAUGAAUUUAAGAAAGUAUAUGAAAAAAGAAUUGCUAGCAUUGAUCCCAGUGAUGUCAAUAAAUCGGAGCACAAGAUUAAAAUAAUGACCGAGUGGAUUAAAGAUUUAGAUGCACAAAAUACAAUGCUGGUACGUACAAUUGAAGAGUUGGAAGAAGCUGCAUGUUGCCGGGUUAAGAUGCUUGAGGAAAAAUUGAAGCAUACGUCAUUUGUGUUGUCUGAAAAUAUGUCCGGCUAUUCAAAACCUUCACAACAAAAUCUUAAUGAACUGACGGAUAGAAUAAAUCAGCUAGAAAGAGAUGAAAAAAUAUUACAACAAAGAAUCCAAUAUCUGCAGAGUGACAUUAGAGGACUGCUGGAAUUAAUACGACGAGCGCAAGUUGAAAAUUGUUGGAGACUCGAUGGAAUUAAUUUCUUUGAAAUAAGACCCAGUGACAUUCCACUUUCGAGCGACUGUGCAUAUGAUCAGGUAAAUGGAUGGUCGAAUACUGACAAGAAAGCGAUGAAAGAAGACUACAAGACUAUUGAAUUCACAAAGAAUCGGCUGCAUUUCGAUAAAAAUAGGAAAAAAUCAUUAGAAUAUCCAGAAGAGUUAGAAAAAAAAGUCGAUUAUUUAAAUAAGAAAUUAAAAAAUAGAGAUAAAGUGAUACAUAAAUCCGUUUGCAAAUUUCAAGUUUUAAAAGAGAGUUUAUUAAAUAAUUCAACAGUCAAUCCUGAGUUUAAAGAUGAUAUUAUUAAAGUAUUAGACACUGUAAAAAAUGAAUUAAUAGAUGAAAAAUAUAUUGAAAAUUUACAAGAUAAAGCACUUAGUGAUAGUACCGUCCAGAUUGACAAUAACGUCGACAGUUUAAAACUUAAAAAUCAACUAGAUGAAAAAAUGAGAGAGAUUUCACGACUGAACCACCAAUUAAAUUGUUUAGAAAAAGAAUCAGUAGAGUCUAGAGAAGCAUUGACGGUAGAAGUAGCUGAAAAACAUGAUUUAAUUAUGAACCUUAAAGACCAAGUUACUUAUUUAGAAGAACAAUUCCGACAAGCAAAUAUACAACUUCAAUUUAAAAAUAAUAUUAUUAAAGAAAUGCGCAAAGAUUUAGUCUCAAAGAAUGCGCUUUCAGGUACACCAAGGAAAGUUAAUUCUAAUGCACUUGCAGAGAAAAUUAGUUGGAGCGAUGAUAUGUCCGACGAAGGGUCCAAUAAAAACGGGGCUAAGGACAAAUUAUUGCUGAAUAUCUUGAGUUUCAAAUCUACAUCAAAAGAAGAGUAUCGUGUUAUAAUGGAUACAAAGAAAGAACUCGGAAAUAUUUUAAAUUUUAUAAAUGAAAUGGAAAAAAAAAAAAAUCAAGUUACAGAGAGAGUGAAUGAAAAUAAUAGUGACGUAGUUUCAGAAACUAAGAUUGAAUAUACAAAUUUGGACGAAUACAAUAAUGAACUAAUUAAUAACGCUGAUAAAUUAACACAAAUUAUUACAACACUAUCUAAACUAUGUAUAGACAAAAAUGAAGGCUUUCUUCAACUUGAGUUUGCUCUACAGGGUAUUCACGAGAAAAAUGAACGACUGAGUCAUUUAGAAUUAAAUGAAAAAAUAUUAGACAUUCCAGAAAUAAAUAGACAGCAAUUUAACGCCAUGGAAGAAUUUAGAAUUUGCACAGUCUGCGCACAGGCUGCGACAGAAGAUUUAAGAGAAGAAAUGAGUAAUGUUAUAUGCAACUUAUACUGUCGGCACCAAUUAUUCGUUGAUCUAGGAAAAUCUAUAAGAAAAACAAAUGAAGUAGUUAGUAAGGCAAAAGAAAAUUUAUCGACUGUGAUAAAAUAUUUACAAGUUCAAGUAGAAGAGAAGACUGUUAAUAAAAAUACUAUUGCUGCAAGAGAAAUAAAGUUGAAGGAUAUUAAGAAUGAAGUUAAUGAAACACGUGCCAAAUUCAUCAGUUCAACGACUGAUGAACAUCAACAGAGAGAAAAUUGCGAAAAUGAAACUGCCAAUACGGAUGCUGAAAUCUGUGAUAGAUUACUCAAUAAAGCGAUUGACGAAGUUGACUAUAUAUUGUGUAAUUUAGGUAUUUUCAUUUCAAAAGAGGAUUACGCUGUUAUCCUUUUGACGGGAUUGAAUGAUCAAUUGCAGUGCGUUGAAGAAAAUCUUGCGGAAUUAUCCAGUCACAUUGAUCGAGUACUGCAAGAUAAUGAAGCAGCUCAAGUGACAUUCGAUGAAAAAGGAAAAAGAUUAGAUAAACUAGAAAGAGAAUUAGAUUACGCACAUACUAAAAUGCAGGAAGCUUUAGAGAGUAUUGUAUCAAUAAGUCAACAGCAUGAUAAUGAAAAUUCUUCAGAUAAUAGUAAUAAUUCGAUUAAUAAUGAGAACGAUAAAAUAGUUUCAAAUGAAGAUAAAGAAUAUUUACAAUCAACUAGCAGAGAUAAUGAUGAAUUGGAUCAACUUAAAAAUUCAUUAUGUUCCAAGGACAAACUCCUUGAGCAUAAAGAAGAAAUAAUUCGUAUUCAAAAAAAUUCAAUUGAGAUGACAAGAGACGAGCUGCAAAGUUUACAUCAAAGAUUACAGUCAAAGGUCGAUGAACAAACUGCUGUUAUAAAUCAAUACUGGCAAGAUCGAAAUAAUUUAUUAGAACAGACUAAACUACAGAAUCAAACGAUAAAGCACUUACAAGACGCUAUUGUUAAAGCUAAGAAAAAUUUAAAUCGUCAGCAACAGCCACAAAAAUCAACAAUCGAUUUGACUGUAGGUGACGUAUGGAGUCCAAUUACACCGACUGUGUUCAAUAACGAUGACGUUCAUGACAUUUAAAGCUUCGUUAAAUCCAAUUAAAUAAUAAAUAUAUAUAUAUGCAUAAUAUAAUAAGUACGUUAAUUAUAAUUUACAGAGUAUAAUUCAGUACCUGUAAUAAUAUUUAGAAAUAAGAUCCUCUGUUGACUUUCAUUAUUCAAUGUAAUUAAUUCAGUAUUCAUAUGUACAAUAAAAUUAAAAUUUUAAUUGCUUGACAAACUAA
Messenger RNA from Cotesia glomerata, 3223 nucleotides. Its product is annotated as putative leucine-rich repeat-containing protein DDB_G0290503. The coding region runs from base 118 to 3021 and encodes 967 amino acids. The record is from RefSeq and is a predicted model, not a curated record. Lineage: Eukaryota; Metazoa; Arthropoda; Insecta; Hymenoptera; Braconidae. The transcript is spliced from 17 exons.